Molecule: messenger RNA, 4629 nt
Organism: Malurus melanocephalus (red-backed fairy wren)
Lineage: Eukaryota; Metazoa; Chordata; Aves; Passeriformes; Maluridae
Gene: SLC12A8
Product: solute carrier family 12 member 8
Exons: 13
Coding region: 1195-3390 (731 amino acids)
Biological process (GO): chloride ion homeostasis; potassium ion homeostasis; cell volume homeostasis
Cellular component (GO): membrane
Molecular function (GO): potassium:chloride symporter activity
Source: RefSeq, a predicted model, not a curated record
UGGCCAUGUGGGCAAGGCAAAGAAAAACCUCCUGUGCUGGCCAUUGUAUCCCAGCUGCAGGAGACCCUUUGCAGCUGAAAAACCAUGGUGGAGCAGCAUCUGCUUUGGCUAUUCAUUAUUGGGUGUUUCAGAGCAGAGUGAUAGGGGCAGGAUGGUGAAAGGCCUUCAGACCCUGCUGCAGAAAUCCUGAGUGAAAUAAAGUGGUUUCUGCAUGUCUGUGUCCCUAUGCAGAAGGCAAAGCACUUUUCUGUUAGUUGUAUUGUCUCCGUAAUUUUGCCAGCCUGAGGAGUCAGAGAUUCCUGCCCUGUGCCUGUGAUUAAUUUGGUCUCUGGUCUCAGGUGAGGUGUCCAGCCAUUGGUACAAGCCUUGUGUGAUCAUGGUUGGCUCUUGUAAGCGUUUGGGCUCAACUGGCCAGCAAAUGACCAGCCCYAGGAGAGACAAUGAUCCAGACACGCUGCCCUCGCCACAUUUGUGGAGCAAUCCUUGUUGCCCUCUGGCUGCAGCCCUUUGUCUUACCUAGGCAUGGUGUACUGUGCUGAGCCAUAGCCAAAAAGUCUCCCUUGMCAGCUGGUGUGGGAGGCUGUGGGUAACUGGUUACACUGGCAGGACCCUGGUCUGCAAAAGGCACAGCUGAAGGAGAUGUGACCAAGGCUGGGAAGUGAUGAUGGUGCUGGGAAGUGAAUAAUCCAUGUGUCCCAUGUCCCUGGAGCACAGGAGCGUGCAAUGACAUUACCAGGCACCAGACUCAAAACCAACGGGAGGAAAUGCAUUUUGCAGACAACGCUGUGGAGCCGGUGCUACAGGAUGCUGGGGACGCCAGGGGUGUGGAUAGAUUUGGAAAAGGCCACCAGGAGUUGUUAAAUGUAGGGCUGAUGGUGGAGCCUGUGCUGGGAGCAGGGCUUGGAGGGUGCUGGGGGAGCAUUGCUCUCUGCUGGCUGCGCUGUCACUCUGGGUCAGUGUCUGCUGCUGUUGACUCUGUGGACAAUGGCCUUGUGCUUUGGCAGGCUGAGAAAGCAGCAGCCUUGUCUUUCAUCUUUCCUGCUUUCACAGCACAGCUGGGACAAAACCAUGAACCUUCUACAGCAGAGGACCCAGCACUGCAGGAAUUUGGCUGAGCUGACCUUCCACUCGGAGCAGCUUGGCCUGCGGUUGUGUUAGAGCCGCGCUUUGGGCAGGCGGAGGGGAGCGGAGGAGAUGAUGUUCAGCCGGAAUGGUGCCCGAAGUGAGGGCUGUGUCCAAGAGCUCUUCCAUGAGGAAGCACAGCAGGUGUCUCAAACGCAGAACACACCCUGGUGGAAGAUCCAGCUGUUUGUGUGGGAGCCGGUGCUUUUUGGAACGUGGGAUGGCGUCUUCACCUCCUGCAUGAUCAACAUUUUUGGUGUGGUUCUUUUCCUGAGGACGGGAUGGCUCGUGGGAAACACUGGCAUUGUAAUGGGCAUGUUUCUGGUGUCCUUUGUCAUUCUGGUUGCCCUGGUGACAGUCUUGUCUGGAAUUGGGGUGUGUGAGAAGUGCAGCAUUGGAAGUGGAGGAGUCUACUCCAUGAUUUCUACCGUCCUUGGAGGUCAAGUAGGGGGCACCAUUGGCCUCCUUUACAUUUUUGGCCAGUGUGUUGCAGGGGCCAUGUACAUCACUGGCUUUGCAGAGUCCAUCGCAGAUGUCCUGAGCCUCAGCAACAUCUGGGCRGUGCGGGGCAUCUCCCUGGCAGUCCUGCUCGCUCUGCUGGGGAUCAACCUGGCUGGGGUGAAGUGGAUCAUCAGGCUGCAGCUCCUGCUGCUCUUCCUGCUGGCUGUCUCAACGCUGGACUUUGUCAUCGGCUCCUUCACGCACCUGGAUCCAGAGCACGGCUUCGUGGGCUACUCRGAAGAGCUGAUGGUCAACAACACCCUGCCAGACUACAGCCAGGGCGAGUCCUUCUUCACUGUUUUUGGAGUGUUUUUCCCAGCUGCCACAGGUGUGAUGGCUGGGUUCAACAUGAGUGGAGAUCUYCAGAAGCCUUCUACCAACAUCCCUCUGGGGUCUCUGGCUGCUAUUGGCACCUCGUGGUUUCUGUACAUGGUCUUUGUUUUUUUGCUGGGAGCCAUUUGUACCCGUCAGUCACUCCGCUAUGACUUCAUGAUCGCAGAGAAGGUAUCCUUGGUGGGGUUUUUGUUUUUGCUAGGGCUGUACAUCUCAUCCCUGGCCUCCUGUAUGGGAGGGCUGUACGGAGCACCCAGGAUCCUGCAGUGCAUCGCCCAGGAGAACGUGAUCCCCACGCUCGCCUUCCUUGGACGUGGGAAAGGCCCCAACAAGACUCCAGUGGCUGCGAUUUGCUUGACAAGUCUCAUCACCAUGGCUUUUGUCUUCAUCGGGCAAGUGAACGUUCUCGCUCCCAUCGUCACCAUCAACUUCAUGUUGACUUACAUUGCYGUGGACUAUUCCUACUUCUCUCUCUCCUUGAGCUACGAUAUCCAGCAGAAACCUGACGAGACCCAGAUGGGAGCUGCUAGACCUGCUCACUCUUCCCAGCCUUUAAUUCUCAACAAGGCCCCCAGCCCUGCAGCAGAUGGGSUAAUUCAAAGCAGAUCAAAUGGCACCUUGCUAGAAUUCAAAAAAGACAUGGACCAGCUUUUUAAACAGUUUUUUAGUGAACCGGGUGCUUGCAAAAAAGAAGGAGCUGAGAAUUUAACCCAAAAGGCCAGACGAAAAAAGGCAAAGAAGCCAGCCAAGCAGACAUUACAAGACAGCUUUCUCCUGGAUCUCCACCACGAUGCUCCCCUGGCUCAGUACAGCUGGGAUGAGACCACGGAGCCCCAGGAGAGCCAGCAGGAUGUGGAUGAGAGGGGCAGUCAGCGGGAUGUGGGUCUGUGCUCAUCACSCACUGAGGAUGCCCAGCACAUUCCCAGGACACUGGAGCAGAGGGAGCAGCYCUGCAGUGAAGUGAUGAUGCUCCCUGGCCCCAGGGGAGGCGAAACAUCCAUAAAGCAACAAAGUCCAGAACUUGGAAUUCAGCAAAUACCAGAAUCCUUCUACUCCAGAUUUUUCAGUCACUGGAUUUCCUUUGCUGGUGCAAUUGUGUCYCUCAUCAUCAUGUUUGUCAUUCAGUGGAUCUACACCCUCGUCAGCCUGGGAGCAGCGAUUGUUCUGUAUUUCUACAUCGGCCAAGUGAGCCCAGGACUCCCUCUUGGAGCAGCAGCAAAUUUCAGUUUCUUUGGCUGGAUUAAGUCGGUUUUGAUCACUUCAUGCAGGAGAAGGCCAUCUCCCAAGGAGCAGAUCGUGGUGACACCGUCCUUUGCCACAGUGGGCAUGGAGACCAGGCAGCUCACCGAGGAGAACACCGACUUCGCCUCCCGGGACCGCUACCACCAGUCCUCGCUCAUCAGCAGAGAGGAAUUCGGGAACCAGUUCCACUGAAGGACACACGCAUUUGAAAAAAAAACAAAAACAAAAUCAAUGCGUUACUUUAAAAAGCAUUUAGAAGUGCUAAUGGCUGCCACGGGUGCCUUGUGAAAUACUUGAAUGCACGCACAAAGGAUGUGAAUGGAUGUUUAUGUACUUGAGGCGUGUUUGUUUAUGCAAACUACAGCAUUGCUGGGUUUCAAAUCUUACCCAAAAUGAGGGGGGRAAAUGGAAAUGAAGGGACCAGCACMGGAAAGUGAUGAGUUACUGAGGACAGCAUAACCCUUUUAAAGAAUUCAAUUAUAAGCCCUACUGAGUUCUAAAAAUGGUUGCUGCUCUAAAAGCUUACAACACCCCAUUUCAGAUGUCCUCUGGGUGACUGGGGACGCUCUGCCUGGGAGCAGUGACGUUGACAGCAGGAGCUGGUGCCCCACUCCCAGCKGUGCCACGGAUGGAUGCGACCUUCCAGGUCAAUUCACUUCUCCUCUCGGCAUGAAUUUCCCUGCUUGUAAUACAGUAAUUUUCUACCUCAGCAUUUCAAUUACCAAGGUCUUAGAAAGUACUUUAAGGCRUUAGACAAUAGGCCAGAAUCAGUGGCAAGUACGGGAAGAUUAUGAAGUAUAUUCACACUGAAAUCAUGCAUUUAAAUGCAGUAAUGCAGAAUAAUGACCUCUUCUAUAAAACUGUGAAAUUAUGUCUUAGAAGCUGUUCGUAAUUAUUUCCCACAUCCUUUGYGAUGUGAGACCUGAGACCUGAUGAAAUAGCUGGGCCCACUUAGAGCAUUUCCUGGCUGAAGGGACAGAUGAUUCAGAACUGCUUUAGCAAACUAAGUUUAGCCCCAGCACCACAUAUCAGUUUGGACAUUACGAGGAGGGGAAAAUCACUGCCCUUCACUUUGUUUYAUCUCUGAUAAUUUCACCCUUUAGAUUAUUUAUUUCUCCUUCUGUGCAAUAAAGGCCUGAGACACCAGGAACUUGUCUCCAUCCUUUCUGAGGGCACACUCAGUGCCCUUGAGCACCGUUCCACUUGCCAAUGCUCAGUGCCCUGGURUUUCUGGGUGGGUGGGACCCUCCUUCCCUUCCAUGGUCUGGCCAGCUGCAGCUUUGGCUCUUUCACUUUUGUUCCAGAGGGAAGCACAGGAGGCUUUCUGCUGACAUGGAGAAAAGAGCCACCUUGGCKCACUGCAGAAAGUGUAUUCGUUUUGCAAGGUUGCGGGUCUUUUACUAAAUGCUUUUAACCUUAAUUAUCUCAAUA